This is a messenger RNA of Diabrotica virgifera virgifera (western corn rootworm), 1150 nucleotides long. RefSeq lists its product as uncharacterized. The record is from RefSeq and is a predicted model, not a curated record. The coding region runs from base 130 to 843 and encodes 237 amino acids. The transcript has 4 exons. NCBI's taxonomy places the organism in Eukaryota, Metazoa, Arthropoda, Insecta, Coleoptera, Chrysomelidae.
CUCAAUGUCAAGCCUGCUUAUUUCUUUCAGGACUGGUUUUUCCGUACCUAGUACCACACUCAACUCGUUGUGUAUAAAAUCAGUUCAAAAUAUUCUCUCAAGCCAUUCCGUCAUUCGUAAAUUUUCAAAAUGGAUGCAGAAAAUCGUCGCGAAUCCUGCGGGUUAUCACGAAAACGAUUACUUUCGGAGUGUACACAAUCGGAAGAAAGUGAUAUAAUUUUUAUGGGGGAGAACACCGUUCAACCGUUGCUGCGGCAAAGUGAGGUGCAACGCCUCAUUUUAAAAAUACAGCGGAAUAAAGAAAAAGCAGCGCAGAAGGUGUAUGCUCCAGCGGAUGAUUACACACCCUCUUUUCAAUGUGAGGCGACCUCCUCCAUACAACGUGAGGUAGUUAAGGUGGUACAGGAGGUCGAAAAAGAGAAGUCGCUGAAGCUGGAGGAGAAAAUAUUGAAAGCGGGCGAAGAGACAAAAGAGUUAGAAGAGGUAGAAGAGUUAGAAGAGAUAUUGUUCUCGUCGGGGGUGCCGUCACUGCGUUCCGUGGUCACAACCAUCACUGAUGAUGAGUCACCAUGUGACCAGACGCUGGAGGAGGAUUUCCAGCACGGUGUAAGGAAAGCGCUUUUACGACAAGCUGAAAGGUUAGAAAACAAAUUAAAACAUAUCCUUGAACAGGAUGACCUUUUCAAGCAUGUCGCAAAUAACGUUUUCCAAUACAUCGGACAAGCGGCGGAAAUUAUUAAUGAAAAAAAGAAAAAAGCUCUAGCGGAUAUACAGCAUAAUAACGAGUUGUUGGAUCUAGCUUCAAAGAGCACAGCUAAAGAAUUCUUUGUCAGACGAGAAUAAUCCUCUCACCCUCGUACACCUAUAUCUACGAUCUUGUACAUAAUAUUAUUAACUCUUUGUCAGCCGGAAAUAAUUCUCAAACCUUGCCGGCGGCUAGGAACUUGUUUAACUUAUAUUCAGCCGGAAAUAAUUCUCCAACUUUCAUACAUCUGCAGAAAGAAACUGGUUUGUAGUGUGGCAAAUUUAUGCAAACUCGUUUGUAUAAUUAAUUAAAGGAAUUAAAUAGUUUUUUAUAUGUUGCUAUUUUUAUAUGUUUAGGUAUAAUUUUGAUUAUAUAAUUUGCAUAUUUUUAUUUUAUAAUAAAAAA